Molecule: messenger RNA, 683 nt
Organism: Etheostoma spectabile (orangethroat darter)
Lineage: Eukaryota; Metazoa; Chordata; Actinopteri; Perciformes; Percidae
Gene: lsm10
Product: LSM10, U7 small nuclear RNA associated
Exons: 2
Coding region: 216-629 (137 amino acids)
Biological process (GO): mRNA 3'-end processing by stem-loop binding and cleavage
Cellular component (GO): cytoplasmic U snRNP body; nuclear body
Molecular function (GO): histone pre-mRNA DCP binding; U7 snRNA binding
Source: RefSeq, a predicted model, not a curated record
UUUCUGAAGCCGCCUGCAGAGGACGCUGUUCUAGAUUGACGCAAAACCAUGAAACGUCAUCACGCUGCGCUUAGGACUUCAUGCGGGAGAACUUGUUGACAUAUUCCAACGGUUUACCUCCAACUGCAAAAAUUGUGGGGUUGGUUUUCACAUGAAAUAAGGAUUUAAGUAAUCCAGGUAUCCCUGACAUCUAGAGCUCUUCUUCGCUAGUGUCCAUGGAGUCUGAGGGGACUGAAUCCCCGCUGUCGGGCCUGGUGCCUGUAGCUGAAGUCUUCAACUCCAUCCGGGAGCGCACUAUCGCAGAGAACAGUAUGGUGGUCCUGCUGCAGGGCCUGCAGGGAGAGGUGACCACGGUGGACCUGAGAAACGAGAGCACAGCGCGGGGCCGCGUGGUCAACGUGGACGCAUUCAUGAACAUACGUCUGGAGGACGUGCUGUACCGGGACAGACGGGGUAAGCUCACCCGGCUGCAGGACCUGUUUAUCACGGGCAGGAACGUCCGCUACGUCCACAUCCCAGACCACAUGGACAUAAUGAAGACCAUACAGAGCCAGCUGGCCAAGAUCCACCGUGUCCGCAACUUUGCCAGUCAUGGAGGAGGCAGAAAGGAGUACUCAAAGAAAAAAUAAAACUUGUUUUCUUUUUCAUCGAAUACAAAACUCAGUUGGGUACUGCUAUUUUAA